UACUUAAUUUGCCAUAAUAUAUGUACUCUGUGUUCACUAACGAUCGUGGCCUCUUCAUACUUGAACUUGAUUUCUCAAUCAAGCAGUGCUAGCCCCUUCUGUAAUUUUGGUUGAGUUUGAGAUAUCAAUUCAAAGCUAUAGAGUCAUGGCGGAGGAAAAGAAAACAACAUUUAUGUGGAUCAAGGUCGACCUUCAAUGCCCUCGCUGCCGCAAGAAGAUCAAGAAAUUACUUUGUCAAAUCCCUCAAGUACAAGACCAACAAUACAAGGAGAAGGAAAACUUGGUGAUAAUAAAAGUGGUAUGUUGCAGUCCUGAAAAGAUAAAGCAAAAGAUAAUUUGCAGGGGUGGUGAUACCGUUAAGAGCAUUGAGAUCAAAGAGAUUGAGGAGACCAAGCCACCACCUAAGGAGAAGAACCCACCAGAAAAAACUGCUGAGAAAGAGGAGAAGCCACCUGAGAAGGAGAAGCCACCAGAAAAACCUGCUGAGCCUGAGGAGAAGCCACCACCAAAAGAAGAUACUGAACCGGUUUCAAAGCCUCCUGUUGAACCGGUUUGUGUGCCUGUACGGCCGGUUGCAUUUGGGACGUGUUGUACGGAAUGUUCUGAGGGUCGUGGUGGGGGGCCAUGCAUUUAUGGUUUUGGUAGGCCACCACCAACACCAAAACCGGUUCCAGUGCCGGUUCCGGUACCUGUACCGGCUUACCCGGUUGGGUUUGGGACGUGUUGUACGGAAUGCUAUGAGGGUCGAGAUGGGGGGCCAUGCCAUUAUGGUAGGCCACCCCCAUGUUAUGAUGGCUACUAUUAUGGAAGGCCCAUUUAUGAUAGUUAUGGUGGCGGGUAUCGGAGUUGUUAUACUUAUGUGAGUCGAUGUGAAGAAACUUCAUGCACCAUCAUGUAAUUGGGAAUUUGCAUGCAUGCAUGAUGAUGAUAAUGGUGAUCAUGUUCUGGUUGGCUACUUGCAAGUAAAAAAAGUAUGUUCUGGACUCUAGUUGCCUAUGGCUAUAUAUGUCACAUGGUCCGCGUGGGUUUGAAUUUUCUUUUGUUGGUUUGUAGGAUGUAUAUGAUAUGGGUUUGGUUAAUAAGUGUGCAUGGUUGGUGACAAAUGAUUGUUCAUUUUAGUGUUAUUUUACUUGAGUUGUAAUGAUUUUUUUAAAUAUUAAAAACCUUCUAUUAAUCAUUCCCUCUCCAA
Messenger RNA from Quercus robur (English oak), 1189 nucleotides. Its product is annotated as early nodulin-75-like. Gene Ontology annotation, molecular function: metal ion binding. NCBI's taxonomy places the organism in Eukaryota, Viridiplantae, Streptophyta, Magnoliopsida, Fagales, Fagaceae. The transcript has 3 exons. The record is from RefSeq and is a predicted model, not a curated record. Gene Ontology annotation, biological process: regulation of defense response to fungus. Bases 146 to 898 code for a protein of 250 amino acids.